Megachile rotundata (alfalfa leafcutting bee) is the source of this 3301-nucleotide messenger RNA. RefSeq lists its product as uncharacterized. Gene Ontology annotation, biological process: negative regulation of transcription by RNA polymerase II; positive regulation of transcription by RNA polymerase II; cell fate commitment. The record is from RefSeq and is a predicted model, not a curated record. Gene Ontology annotation, cellular component: nucleus. NCBI's taxonomy places the organism in Eukaryota, Metazoa, Arthropoda, Insecta, Hymenoptera, Megachilidae. Gene Ontology annotation, molecular function: DNA-binding transcription factor activity, RNA polymerase II-specific; RNA polymerase II cis-regulatory region sequence-specific DNA binding; zinc ion binding.
AACGAGCGCGUAUAACAUGUACCAGCACCUGCAGUAUCCUAGUACCACCCACCACCAUCACCAUCACCAUCAUCACGGCGCCUCCUCGUCGUCUUCUUCGUCCGCGUCCCACAAUCCGCACAACGGGACCGCGGUUUCCGGUAUAUUCGGCCACCACGCCGCCACCGGGGCCGGCAACGCGACCGGCGUGGCCGGCGUUAACGUCGACUCGAAGUUGUUGGUCGGUCACGCGCACGCCAACGCGCCGAGCUCGCCGUCCGCGCAGCAGCAGCAGCAGCAAAAGCCGAGGAACAAGUCGAGGACGUCCGCCGAGGGUCGCGAGUGCGUGAACUGCGGUGCCACGUCGACGCCCCUUUGGAGACGAGACGGCACGGGCCACUACCUCUGCAACGCUUGCGGCCUCUACUACAAGAUGAACGGCCAGAAUCGACCCCUCAUCAAGCCGAAACGACGCCUGUCGCUGCAGAGUGCGGCGAGACGGGCGGGCACCAGCUGCGCCAACUGCAAAACCGCGACCACCACGCUCUGGCGGAGGAAUCAGGCCGGCGAGCCAGUUUGCAACGCGUGCGGCCUCUACUACAAGCUACACAACGUGAACCGGCCGCUGACGAUGAAGAAGGAGGGCAUUCAGACGAGGAACAGGAAGCUCUCGUCCAAGAGCAAGAAGAAGAAGGCCGGCGGGUGCUUAGGCCUCGGCGGCGUGAUGGGCGAUAUGAUCAAGGCCAGUGGUCAUCUCGAUCUCGAUAACAAGCCCUUCCAUUCGGGCUUCGGAUCACCGAUGAGUACGUCGCAGCAUCAUCACACGAUGCAUCCGGCGAUGCAGCAUUACAUGUAUCACACGGGUGUCGGCGUGGCCGGAGGUCUUCAUCAAGGAUUUGCACCACCGGCGCCGCCUCCCAUCCACCCGCACUCGCAUUCGCAUUCCCAUUCCCAUCACAUGACGAGUCUUCAGGGUCUCCAGUUGGCCGCCACGACGAACGCGAUGACCGGUUGGCGAUCGGAGUACACAUGAAUCGCGAGUGAUCAGCAGCUCAGGACGCAGCCCACCACUCUUGUUCUAUCGUAAAUAAAACGAAGUCAAGCUCCUCUCUUUCUCUCCUAGCGACGAACGGGAGACGUUCGAGAGCAGGGAAAACACGUUACUCUCCGCGAACACCCCUAAAAAAAAAUCAUCGAAAUACCCUUUGUUAUCCGUUACGUCGCGAUCGCCCCGAAACUUUUCCUCCGGUUUCUCUCAUCUUUCCGUUCUCCCGUUGUUGUUGCGGUCUCGCGUCGUUGUAAAUAUGUAAAGUUUCAUCGUAGGGCCAUCGAGCCCAGGCCCCAAGUACAAACGAAGUCAGCUAACUUGUAUCGAGUCUUAUUAUACGCGCCUGUACAUAUAAUAGAUACACUUAUACGAUUAAAUGCAAGAGUUUAUAUUAUGUGCGUGUUGUGUGGUGUGAAUGACGAUAUCGGAGCGCGCGCCCGCUCCGAUUCUCGUUUCGACGCGAAGCCUUCGAAGACGAUUCUUUCUCACAGGGUGUAAACGAAUUAUGUUCGAUAUCGGGCUUUUUCUAACGAAAACAAAACGAAGCGACAAAACGUGAAAGGGUAUGAAGCCCUCGCGAAUCGGAAUCGAUCUUCGGAGACCGCUGGAACGUCUCGAGCGUGCAUUCGACGAAAAUCGAGAGACAUCGUGCAAUUUUAACAGUGUUUUUAUUAACGCGGUCGCGUCGUUCGAACGUCGAUCCUGUCGGUCUCUCUUCGACGUACAUUCUCCUCGUUUUCCCUGUCGCGUCUCGCGCAAACGCGUUUAUUCGUCGAUCGAUCGUUCGAUCGUUGGAUCGAUCGGGGGAUAAAGAAAUUUUCGCGCGUCUGCGUUAAACGGGACGAAGCGCGUUUUAUUUAUUCGGCAGAAGAGAGACGGGAAAGAUCGACGGUCCGUCGGCGUCGCGCGUCGUACCGGCUAGCGCUAGCCAGCGAACGAGUAAACGUAAAAACCACCUAGCGUAAAUCCGUAAAUUAUAUCGAAUUUCCGGCGAAUCCGGAUCGAGUCGAUCGUCCUGUCGUGGAACAGCCAGCCCGCGGAUUAGAGACAGGGACGAGCCAGGAUUGUUCAACGGAGAAAACGUGUGCGAAAAGCGAGAAAAUUUGCGGAAGGACGCGUUGUAAAUUUUGUAUCUUCGAGAUUGUGUACCGUUAUCACUGUAAUGAUAGUAUAUAAAUAUAUAAAUAAAAUCUAUACGAAUGAAUAUAAAUAUACAGAUAAAUAAAUGAAUAAACAAACAAAUAAAUAUAUAUAUAUAUAUAUAAAAAUCUAUAUGCAAAUAAAAAUAUAAAUAAUAGCAACGGCCCGCAGCACGGCUGGCAAAGCGUCGAGAGAGAGGAGUAAAAGUGAUUGUGCAUAAAUUAGCGGUUAAUUGCGCAUCGUAAGAUUUGCAUCUAGAUAGUCGAGCGAUGGUAAUUAAAACGAUUUAUCGCGAGCGAAAAGGUUAAUAGCCGUAAAUGACGAUUAUCAUUAUUAUUCUUAUUACUAUUAUCGUCGUCGUCGAUCGACCGAUCGCCGAUUAUUCAUUAAUCGUUCCAAUUAAUUAAUUAAUCGCGGACAGACUCGACCGCGGACGUUAUCGCGAGUCCAGACCACAUUGUGAUCCUUUGUUUUUUCGAUGUUUAAGGUGUUUUAAGGAUAACGGAGACGGCUCGAAUUGGCUCGAUCGCGUCGACCACGGGUCUCGCACCGAUAUCGAACUAUCGACGAUCGUUCGAGCCAAUCUCGUGGUUUUCGGGAACUCGCGGAACGGGCGAGGGGGAACCGAGUCGACUAUAAGCCGAGACGAUUUUUCCGAAAAAGACUGAAAAGCAAGAGGGAACGGGACGACGGACUACGAUCCAGCCGGGAAGAGCGAUACUUUCUGGCGAGAAAUUUUGCCGAACAACCACCCCCUUUUCUCGCGACGACGGAGGGAAAGAGACGACGAGUUCGCGCGAGUGGGCACAGAGGGGGAGGUUAUUCUAAUAAUAGUAUUAUUAGGGAGUAGCGUGUAGACUGUAUAAAAAAAACACACAAACACACACACACACGGACACUCGUACGCACGGAUAUACAGCCGCGUAGAGGUAUUACGAUUUCUAAGGGAGCGUGGAACCGGAGAAGAAGGAGGACGAGGACAAGGGAGAGAUUUCGUCGACGGAAAAUCGACCACAGUGGGUCGGGAGAUGUAUCGCGGCGAUAUUAUUUCGAAUGUAAAAAGCGACAUUGUAAGAUAUUAUUGUAAAAAAAGGUUUUAACUUAAAAUAAAUUAAACGAUAAUUCACGCAUUAA